This is a messenger RNA of Neocloeon triangulifer, 2244 nucleotides long. It is a transcript of the gene elgi, whose product is annotated as E3 ubiquitin-protein ligase NRDP1. The transcript has 6 exons. Bases 451 to 1431 code for a protein of 326 amino acids. The record is from RefSeq and is a predicted model, not a curated record. Lineage: Eukaryota; Metazoa; Arthropoda; Insecta; Ephemeroptera; Baetidae. Gene Ontology annotation, biological process: positive regulation of JNK cascade; regulation of canonical NF-kappaB signal transduction; tumor necrosis factor-mediated signaling pathway. Gene Ontology annotation, cellular component: plasma membrane signaling receptor complex. Gene Ontology annotation, molecular function: ubiquitin protein ligase activity.
GUGACCAGGGCGCUGAUUGGCUCUGGACCAGUCGGAACAAGAAGAGGCUACUCCUCUUCGCGUCUCUUCUACUUCUUGUUACAGUUUUUUCCCUUUACUGUUGUUGCUGGAAGUUUGCUCCUUUCCGCAGCGCUGAAACGUCACGAAUUGCUAGUUUAUAGAACACAUGUUUUCCGAAAAAUUUUUGCAGUUGCGAGACUACAAACACAGCCGUUGUUUUUGAUACACCUUCUCCUUCGAACUUAUCUUCUUGCUUGGGAGGAAGGUCUGGAAAGGAAGACGCCAUUGUCAAGGGCUGCCUUGUCAAGCCACUUUUUUUCUGCCACCCUUUCGAGGUCACGCGAGCGCUCGGGCUUCAGGACGUGCCCGACCCGCGCCCAUGAUCUGAACGGCUUCGGUCGUCGACGGCAGCACCCUGACUCGGGCGUUUUUCUCGCAGCCAGGCAGGAGAUGGGCUACGACGUAGUCAGGUUCCGCGGCGAUGUCGACGAGGAGCUCAUCUGUCCCAUCUGCUCGGGGGUGCUCGAAGAACCCUUGCAGGUGCCUAUGUGCGAGCACACCUUUUGCAGCCGAUGCAUCAAAGAGUGGAUCAAUCGGCAACCAACCUGUCCGGUCGACCGUAUGCAAAUCACAGUCGGCGACCUCAGGCCUGUACCUAGGAUUCUGAGGAACUUGCUCUGCAGGCUGGUGAUUGCCUGUGACAACAAUCGUUACGGAUGCACCGUGGAGGUGAAGCUGGACGCGUUGUCCAUCCACCUGGCCGAAUGCGAGCACAACCCGACCAGGCCCGUCUCGUGCAAACAGGGAUGCGGCCUUGUCAUCCCGAAGGACGAGAUCAAGGACCACAACUGCGUCAAGGAGCUGCGGUCGCUGAUCCACUCGCAGGCGCAGAAGAUUGGCGAGUUCCAGCAGGCCAUCGCUGAGCAGAAGUUCCAGAUCAACGAGCAGAAGCGCGAACUGCAGCUGUUGAAGGACUUCAUGAGGGCCAUGCGGAGUUGCAAUCCGGCCAUGAAGGCGCUUGCCGAGCAGAUGGAGCGGGACGACGUUGUGCGAUGGUCAAACUCUCUGACCAGAGCUCGCAUCCUCCGCUGGGGUGGAAUCAUUUCCACACCGGACCCUGAGCUACAGGCUUCGGUGCGUCUGUCUUUGACGGAGUCUGGCUGCCCUCCUCAUUUGAUGGACGAGCUAAUGGAGCAUUCCCAUGAGAGCAAGUGGCCGCGCGGUCUCAACUCUCUAGAGACGAGGCAGCUGAACAGGCGCCAUUACGAAAACUAUGUGUGCAAGAGGAUUCCGGGGAAGCAGGCGGUGGUUGCGUUGCAGUGCGACAACUUCCACAUGGGCGAGGACCUUAUGAUUGUUCCUGGACUUGUGAUGAUAUUCGCCAACGGUUCUAACUUUGGACGUGGUCUGUUGGAGGAUGUGACUGACUGAUAAAAGCAAUCUCGGUUCCGCAGGGUGCGCCAGCUGGAACACCCUGACCCCUAGGUUAAAGAAAGCAAGCGGUACUGGCACUCCGACAACACAAACCACCCCCUACCACCCCCAUUAGCUUUUAACCAUCAUAAUUCGAUCAAAGUCCUUGACUCCAAUCAAAAUUAGAUUUAAAAUUUGCGUGAGCCAACUAUUGAUGUAAUUGUCUUCCCUUCUUCUCUGGUUAUGUUUUACACAUUUAUAAUCAUGUAUUCCACUACAAGCGCAAAGAAAUUGUUGCUUUAAGCUGUUAUAUUAAUUACAACUAAUUAUUACUACCGGAUAAUUCCAUUUAUUUGCGGCCUCAUGUGCAUAUCGAAAGCGAUUUUCUGAGGCCCAAGUGAAGUGGCGCAUUUAAUUUCGCCCUAACUAUCAUUCCAACGCCUUUAUAAAUGCACAAACAACAAUUAUAUUUCAAACCGCAAGCAUUUAAAAGGUCUCUUAAUUUUACUACGAAUUAAUUUUAAGAUUUAGCAGGUGCUCCUGGCCUGUAGGUUGGAUCUCGUUCUAACAGUCGAAGCUCUCGUUUGCACCCCAAUUUUGAGUCAAAUAACAUAUUCCCAUGACCUUGGCCAGGAGCACCAGCUGGUAUUAAAGAAUUAGCUUAGCGGCGUAGAGUAACUGGGAUUUAUUGUUUCAACGAGGUUUUUCUCAUCUGCCUAAUGAUUCAAAUUGUAUAGUUGCAUUGAUUUAAUUACUUAUCUUUUUUACAAUUUUUUAAGUGUAAUUCGGUCAUGCAGCUUAAAUCAAUAAAGAUUAUGUUGGACAGGAAAA